GAAAUGGAAAACAAGUCACUCCACACGCAAAGGUAGAAAACUUCACGUCCACGCUGCACAAGUGGCAAUAAAGAGGGAUUAGCUGCUGAUUGCUAUUGUGAGCGACUGCUUCUCGCCUGGGUUUGUUUACCCUUGUUAGCUACAGAUGCCAGUGGUGGAUGGGGAGAUGCAGAAUCCAGCUUUUCCACUCUUCAUGCUGCAGCCCUAGUUGUCACAUGCAGGUUUCUAACCUUCAGCUUAAGCAGUGCGCAUGUCUGCUCCUCUGCCUCAAUGACUGUCAGUCUGGAGCUCCUUAGUCCUGCUGAAUUAGUGCCACAGACCACACUGGAAGACCAGCAACAGACAUGAGCUUUACCAUCGAGGAGAGGGGCAGGCCCAACACCCAGGACUACAGGGUGUUUUUCAAAAACUCUCAGGGCAAAUACAUCUCCCCCUUUCAUGAUAUACCCAUCUACGCAAAUGAAGCAGAGAAUAUUUUCCAUGCUGUUGUGGAAGUUCCAAGAUGGACAAAUGCAAAGAUGGAGAUUGCCACCAAAGACCCGCUCAAUCCACUGAAACAAGAUGUGAAGAAGGGAAAUCUUCGUUAUGUAGCGAAUGUGUUCCCCCACAAAGGUUAUAUCUGGAAUUAUGGAGCGAUUCCACAGACAUGGGAAGAUCCUAACCACAAGGACAGCGACACUGGAUGCUGUGGAGACAAUGAUCCUAUUGAUAUUUGUGACAUAGGAAAUAAGGUGUGUUCUCGGGGAGAAAUAAUCAAAGUCAAGGUGUUGGGAACUCUGGCUUUGAUUGAUGAGGGUGAAACAGAUUGGAAAGUCAUCGUGAUCAAUACUGAGGACCCGGAAGCUGGAGACUUUAACGAUAUUGAUGAUGUGAGACGACUUAAACCUGGAUAUCUGGAGGCAACUUUUGAUUGGUUCAAAAGAUACAAAGUCCCAGAUGGGAAACCUGAGAACCAGUUUGCUUUCAACGGAGAGUUCAAGGACAGGGAUUUUGCCAUUAAAACGGUGAAGAGCACUCAUGACUUUUGGAAGGCUCUGAUUUCUAAGCAGACCAACGCUGGAGAGUUAAACUGCAUGAACACCAGCGUCUCAGACAGUCCGUUCUGCUGCGCUGCUGCUGAUGCCGAGGCCGUGCUUAAGUCUGCAUGUGCAUUUGGAGCUGAAGAUCCCAUUCCUAGUUCAGUUGACAAAUGGUUCUACUAUGAGAAAUAAGAAGAUGCAGCCGUCAUGAAGCAGAAAAAUCAUCCUCUUUCAUCUGAUUUCAGCAGCACAUGAACUGACUGGAUGCAUAUUUUACUUUUCCUGUCACAUCUACUCGCUUCUUUGUCACACUUGAAUGGCUGAUGGUUUUAUUGUUCAACUGCUUGUCAUGUUUCAGACUUGGACCAUAUGAAAGCACCUCUAUUCUUUUACAUCAUUUAUCUGACUGUACAUUAGUCCUUAAUUUCAGUACACUAUAAUAAACCACUCUAAAUCCCA
Amphiprion ocellaris (clown anemonefish) is the source of this 1478-nucleotide messenger RNA. RefSeq names its product inorganic pyrophosphatase 1a (gene ppa1a). The record is from RefSeq and is a predicted model, not a curated record. Bases 345 to 1211 code for a protein of 288 amino acids. The transcript is spliced from 11 exons. Gene Ontology annotation, cellular component: cytoplasm. Lineage: Eukaryota; Metazoa; Chordata; Actinopteri; Pomacentridae. Gene Ontology annotation, molecular function: magnesium ion binding; inorganic diphosphate phosphatase activity. Gene Ontology annotation, biological process: phosphate-containing compound metabolic process.